Messenger RNA from Diorhabda carinulata, 2788 nucleotides. RefSeq lists its product as uncharacterized. Gene Ontology annotation, cellular component: nucleoplasm; ribonucleoprotein complex. Gene Ontology annotation, molecular function: RNA binding. The record is from RefSeq and is a predicted model, not a curated record. Lineage: Eukaryota; Metazoa; Arthropoda; Insecta; Coleoptera; Chrysomelidae. The coding region runs from base 200 to 2512 and encodes 770 amino acids. The transcript has 3 exons. Gene Ontology annotation, biological process: regulation of RNA splicing.
GUAUUUCGUCCGCCAUUCUUGACACAUAAGUCGCCAUAUUUUAUUAUUACAGAAAAGAAGUCAUCAAAACUUAAUUUGUUUGGUUUUUCUUAAAAAAAUUGUAUAGGAGAUUAUGAAUCAAGGAGAAUUAUUCAGUUUUCAGUGAAGAAGAAUAUAUAGUCAUUACUUUCAGUAACAUUAAACGAAGUUCUGGAUUACGAUGAGUGUUAUUAUUAGACUUCAAAAUUUACCUUGGUCGGCAAAUGCGUUAGAUAUAAGACAAUACUUCAGUGGUCUCGGAAUACCGGAAGGAGGAGUUCAUAUUGUUGGAGGGGAACUCGGUGACGCUUUUAUAGCUUUCAGUACUGACGAAGAUGCGCGUCAAGCGUUCAUGAGAAACAAUGGCAAAAUCAAAGAAGUUCAAAUUACUCUUAUGCUCAGUUCGCGUACCGAAAUGCAACGCGUCAUCGAGCAAGCGCGUUCCCAAUCGUACGCGGCAUUCAUGCAACCGGUGCCGAGCGCCGUUCCACUACCCGCCGCCGUUCCCACCCUCAUUCCUCCGGUAGUAGAACCUAAGAAAGACGGCAAAGAAAAAAAUGAUAAAAGAGAGAGCCGCAGGAGAUCCAGAUCGAAAUCGAGAGACAGAAAAGAUAGAUCGAGGGAACGGCGACGGCAUCGUAGAAGUCGAUCUAGAUCGAGAGAUCAUAAAUCGAGCCGACGAAGAGACAGAAGUAGAAGUAGGGGAAGAUCUCGUUCUAGAGAUCGUAAAGGGAAAGAAUAUCGUCGACGUUCAGAAGAGCGAAUCGCCAAUACAGUACAAAAGGAUCAGAAAAAGAACGUUUCGGAAAUAUGGGCGAAAAAUAACAUCGAAAGAACAUCGCAACAACAAAAUCAAUCGAAUAGAAUAGCGGAAACAAACAAUUUUCAAAAUCCCAACAACGGAACCGUUUUUAGAUCCAGUUGGCCGCCGAAUAACAACCCCGACGAUCAUUACCAAAACAACCGAAAUUUCGAUAAUUUCCAAAAUCGAUUCCAAAGAAAUCUACCGAAUCAAAGGAUUGGAAAUCGAGUCGAUAACGAUCCUACUAUGAAUUGUAGCAUCGCCCUCGAGCCGUUCUACGGCGGUUACGGUGACGUGAGAAGAUUCUUCCACGGUAUGUUUAUCAGCGGAAACGGCAUCAAAUUCAUAAACGAUUUCAACGGUAGAAGCACCGGCGUCGUUUACGUGCGAUUUUCAAAUAGGAAAUUCAAAGAAGAAGCUCUCCGGAUGAGCGGAGAAAUGUUGAACGGCACCGCCGUAGUCAUCACUCAUAUCGACGACGCCGAAUUCGACGAAGCCACCGAUCGAUACAACCCGAGAAAAAUCGACAACGGCGACGAAAAUAUCAAUUUCAGAAGUAAAAACAUAACGAAAUAUUUCAAUCAAACUAACGAAGUCGAAGUCGUGAAAAAUUUCACGUGUCUAACCGUCGACGAUCUACCGACUUAUUGCAAAGAACAAGAUAUCUUACACAUGUUCUCCCAACACCCUCUAGUAGCCUUAAUACUAACCACGAAAAAGAAAGGCGGUUACAUAGCCUACGUUAAAUUCAGUAGUCAGGCCGUGGCGAAGAAAGCCUCGGAAGAAAAAUCCCUCCAUAUAGUCGGCGGUAAACAAGUAACCGUCCUACCGUGCAAAGACGAAGAUUUCGACGAAAUCAACCGACAACACGAGGUCAAUAUCAAUAGUACGAAAGCCGAUGACGUCGGAACGGAUUGUCUGAGCGUAUCGCGCUUACCGGAAAAAACCAACGACAAAGAUAUCGCCGAUUUCUUCUCCGACAUCGGCGUUAUACCGACGAAAAUCCACCUGAUGAGCAACAACCUCGGUUUCACCGGUCAAGCCUACUGCGAAUUCGCUAACGUGGAAGAAGCGUCGCGCGCCGCUAGAAAAAACGAAACUUCCCUCGGAGAAUCUUCCGUAUCCGUCGUACCCAUCCAACGAACGGAAAUGGAAACUAUUCUAGGAACCACCGUACCGGCACCCGAACCCGAAAAUACCGAAGAAACCGACGAUAAAACUGUCCCGGAAGAAAAAGCUACUCCGAAACCGGUUCUACCGCUGUUGUCCAACAUUAUCAAUCCUCCGAACUCGUUGAAUUUCAUCUCGCCGGAUAACCACCACCACUAUUAUAAUCACAGAGCGCCGUUUCCGUUCCGGCCGUUCGAUAACAUGAGAGGACCGAGGUUUUCCGGUCGGAAUAUGGCGUUCAGGCCGAGGAAAGAACCGUCGAAAGACAUAUUCGACGAUGUACCGCCCGGGUGUACCGUCUUUAUGAAAAACGUUCCCUACAAAGCGAAUACCAACGACAUUUUGAACUUUUUCGAAGGGUACAAUCACACCAACAACGUCAGUAGACGGUAUAACGCCAAUAAUACGCCGAGCGAUGAGGCGAAAAUUAUAUUUUUCGACGCGGAAGAAGCGACGCGGUGCGUUAGGGAAUUGAAUAAACAAAAAAUUUGGGAUCGACAGAUUUUUCUGAGGCAAGAAUAGAAACGAAAAAAAAAAAAAACGUUUACGUUUCCGUGUGAGAAAAUUUCGUGGAAGAGCCGACCAAAGACAAGAUUUUUUUACGAGAUGGUGCAUUAGUUUUUGUUCAAACGAUAUUUUCAAUCGGGACUGAAUAUUUUUAUUUGUUGUAUAAUUUUCGAGCUAGACUCGGUAUAAAUAUUUAUAAGCGAUUCAUUGGUUAUAAAUAUUUUCAUUGCGCAUGAUCGUACUAAACAAAUUUUAUUUAUAUAAUGUCAAUAAAAUUUAUCAUAAUGAUAA